AUGACGUAUAAUGAAUCUUCUUUGGUCCGCGAACCAGAUGACACCUCUGGUCGCUCGCACUUCUCCGCAGUUGCUCUUUGCACCUUUCAUAUCCUAUCUGAUUUCCUAAUAAAAGUUGAAGUCAAAUUGCCAUUUAAAAGGAAUAGUAAAAGUAUAAUGGUUCUGCACGGACCAAUCCUAGUGAUCGUUUAUGACACUGAAGGAGUCAGCAUUGACAUGUUGGCUCAAAUGGACACCUUGGAGUCGAUUGUUCUAGCCGACAUAUCCUCGGGUGUUGAUAGGCAUGACGCUGGAGCAUUCUUGCUUGGCUCUCUUGGUGUUCCUAUCACCGUGGUAUCACCCAAGGCCGAUAUAGAUGCAACCGCAGACGCGCUUUUUACUUACAUUGCGCUCCUCAAUCAACCAGUAGUCGCGCCCCGAUACAAAACAAUGCCAGAGUCUGAAGCAACUCGCGACUCUCAAGCUGUCUAUCUUUGGAGAAACUGCCCUACUGAGGCUUCAACUGGACCUUCCUUCACUGGCCCGGUUACGUAUUCAUCCAGACUGCCACAGACAGGCGUGAGGAAGCAGCCCCUGUGGGAGACAGCAGAAAAACGUCAAAGUCUCGGUGAGAGAACUCUUGGUCUCGUGGGCUUAGGUGAGGACCUAUAA
This is a messenger RNA of Dibothriocephalus latus, 651 nucleotides long. The record is from the annotation of a GenBank genome assembly. Lineage: Eukaryota; Metazoa; Platyhelminthes; Cestoda; Diphyllobothriidea; Diphyllobothriidae.